UUUCAUAUACCGUUUCACUUUUACUAGAGUGAUGAUGAUCUUGAUUUGAUAAAUAAAACAAAAAAUAAUAAAUUCUUACACAAACAAUACAAAUCGCUGUUUAAACAAAUUUAUUAUUGCAUUGCCCUCAAUAGUUUCACAUAAUAAUUUAUAUCUUUUGAAAUGCAAAGUCCCAGACUAUUUCCCACGCAAAUCCCCGAGAGGGACCUUGCAGUCGAGAUUCCAAAGGCAAUCAAAAUAAUUGAUUUAUUACCUCCGGAAAAAUAUAACAAAAAUCUUGUUCGCGAUCUUGCAGUUGGCUACAAAAGUCUUGUCUACGCUAUGGAAAAGGAUAAAAACUCUCAAGAUGUUUUUUUGUUGUUUAUUAAAUGGUGUAAGCUUUAUAUGAGACUUCAGCAACAAAUCGAUUCGAAUCACCCUAUUCGUGCUCAAUUCGAAUCCAGAGUUGCAGUGUGUACAUCUUAUAUAAUAGCUUCGUUGCAAUAUCAAAACCAUAUAACCAAUUACCAUCAAAAUAUUCUAGAAAUGUGUUUAUCCAUUUGUUCAUCAGCACAGGCUAAAACUAUGCAGAAUUUGGCUAGUUUAGAUACUGACCUAAUUGCUCUUAUUUGGAUGCCAGUUGAAUUUGUUGGCGACUAUAUUACACAGAGGCUUUGUCUUAAAUUAAUUAUUGCAGUUUUAAAGCAUUUAAGUGUCGGAGAAGGCCAAACAAAAAUUUUUCAAGCAAAACUAGAUGAGAACAGAAAGAAGUUGAUUUUGAAACUUACAACGAAUUUAGUAAAGUUCGAUCAAGUUUCAAGAGACGUGUUGAAUAAAUAUAACAUGAGUAUAACGAGCAGUUGUGCCGUUUUUUCUAUUUACUGUACUAAAGCUUUUUUUGGAACCUCUGAACUAUUUAAGCCAAAUAAAGUUUCCAAGUUUUGGAUGGAUUUCAACUGUACCUCAAAGAGUGUUUCAUUACUUUGUCAAUUAAAUCAAAGUGAAGGGAAACAAGAAGAAUUUUACAUAAAAAUAAGAAUUAACAAGCUUCAAAUUGAAAACCAAUUUGAUUGUUCUGUAUAUACCAUUGGACCGGCUUUUUUCUCAACAAAUGUUUCAGCUCAGUUACAAAGUUCCCGUGUAGCAGUGUUUACCUUACCUGAAAAUGAAUUGGAACGCUUGAAAAAGAAUCAAGAUUUAUUCGAUUAUUACAACAAUUUGUCAAUUCAGGAGUCUUCUGAUGUUUCAACUCCUAAUACAAUUAUAAAAUACUUGGCUGAGUUGAGUCAAGACUCACCAAUGACUCCAUUUUCUGAAAAUUAUAACGACACUCCAAAGAUGAAAUUAGCAGUAGCCAAAGAUUCACCAAUUACUCCAAUUUCUGAAAACUAUAACGAAACUCCAAAAAUGAAAUCGGCAGUAGUCAAACUUUACAAAUUUGAUGCUGCACGAAAAGAUCUCCAAGUUAGGGAUGCACUAAAAAAUCAAUACAAAAACUUGUCGAGUGAUAACAGUGCAACAGCUAACAGGACUACUCUCGUGUCACAUGUUGAAUAUCUUCCUAACUAUGAAGGUCCAUCAAUCCAAAAAAGUGGCCAAAAUAUAAGCACCAAUUCGACUGCAAUUGAAGAUGCAUCAAUUUUUAAAAAGCCCACUACUCCUAUUAAAUAUAAAACCAAAACAAAACCUAAGAGCAAAUUGGGGCCAUUACAAGAAUUGCACGGUACAUAUUUAUCAGACAAAUCGACAGUUCUUGAAGACCUCCAAAAUUUGUCAAAAGCACUGAUAAAUGAACACAGAAAGAAAAAUUCUGAUUUACCUCAAGUUUCUCAAAGAAACGAAAUAGAUGAAAAAGAUGUUUUUCCAGGCCAAACCUUUAAACCCAGAAACGAAGUAGAGUCUGAUAGUAAAAGCUAUUCAAAAUUAACAGCUGGACAGAUUUCGAUAAAGGUAUCUAGGAAAACAAAUUUCAUUCCAGGCUUUUCGAAUGCCAUUGAGUAUUCUGUAAAAAGACAGAGGUUAAUAGAAUUAAUUUCCUUUCAGGAAGUCUCCAAUGUUUCCGAAGUUGCUACUCAACUCCCGAAUGAAGAGACAAGUAUAAGCAACAAUACUUUAUUAGAGCUACAUUCUAUUCCACCGGAAACAUCAGAAAUUCCAACAGCUUCGACACCAAUUCAAGUGACUGUCAAUCCAAUUCAAAAAUCUCCUGAAAUAAACAACUCCACCGAAACAUCACAGUGUAUAGAAAUCUCCAACAACAAAAGUACUACGCCAAAAAAAUCUAGCACAGAGGAAACGCAACGAUUUUCUAAUGACAGUUAUGUGAACGAAUCAUCAGUUUUGAAUCAAAAUACUUCACAAAAUCAAGGCGACGAAAACCAUGUUACUUCAACAUCGCAAACAUCAAAUAAACAAUCAAAAAAGUUUUUUCAAAAUAUUACCCUUCCAAGAAUUCAAACAAAACAAAAACGAACUCCAAAAAUUGUGAAAAACAAAAAAUCUUACAACAACUUCCAUGAAUCAUUAAAUUCUAACCCUGAAGCAAAAAACAAUUUAAAUGAUGUUGAUUCUCAACUACCACAAGAUACAAGUCGUCGCAUUUUUAAAAAUAAAAAUAUGCCAACCAUAUAUUCUAAAACUGCAAUUAAAGCUAAAAAGAAAACUAGUAAAAAGAAAACUAAUACAGCGGAAAAUCAUCCAAAGAAGAGAAGCGUCAAUUUUGUUAGACCGUUAAAUUUUGCAAAUGAUCUCAGUUUAAAUAAAAUUGAGCCUGUUUCAGAGUAUGGAAAAAAUGAAAAUUCUGGAAAAAUGAAGGAUAUCGUUGAAAACAAGAAAAAAGUAGGCGUCUUAAAUCAGAGAAAAGAUUUAAUCAUUAUCAGUGACUCUGAACAGGAAUGUAAACCUAAACCUAUAAGAGGAAAACCGAACAAACGAAAAGCACAUGAAAAUGAAGUUGAAAUAUCAGAACAUGUUCCUUAUUCAAUUUGGAAAGUCAGCCAGAAAGAUAAAAAUAAUGGUGAAUCGAUAAUGUCUUCGCCACGACCAGAAAACCAUAAUGAAAAAAGAUCCAAACCUGCACCUCCUCAGGUAUCGCGAGUCAAACAUUUUGAAAUUCAAAAUGAAAGUAUAAUACGAAACCCAAAUAUUCCUCUCAACAGUCGUUGCAAUAAUUCAGUAUCAGACUCGAGUCCCAUCACCGUUUUCUGCAAAUCAAAAAACAGAAUGCAAAUUGCACAAAAUCCACGUUCUGUGAGAAAUAAAAAUGCAGAUAGUGCUGACUCGAUAGUGGUUUCUUCCCGACUAGAAGACCAAAACGAAAAACGAUUUGAAAUCGAACCUCCACAUAUUCAAAAUGAAAGCAUUCAAAGAAAUCAAAAUAAUGUUCCUUCGAGAAGCCGCCGCAGCAGUUCAGCAUCAGAAUCGAUUUACACCUCCUAUUCCUCAAAAUCGAAACAUAAAAUACAAAGUGUACAAAAUCAACUUUCUGUGGGAAAUAAAGACACGAAUAGUGGUGAUUCGAGAGUGGUUUCCUCGCGACCCGAACACCAAAACGAAGAAACACUUGAAACUGAACCUCCAGACAUUCAAAAUGAAAGCAUUUCACGAAAUCAAAAUAAUGUUCCUGCGAGAAGGCGACGCAGCAGUUCGAUAUCAGAAUCGGUUCACACAAGGUUUUUCUCAAAAUCCAAAAAUGAAAUGCAAAGUGAACCAGAUCCACUGACUGUGAACAAAGAUACGUACAAUGAUGAUUCGAGAGUACUUUCACCACCACCAGAAAAUCAAAAAGAAAAAAGAUCCGAAACCCAAUCUACUCAGAUUUAUCUAGAUCCUUUUGAUAAAGUCAAACAUUUUGGUAUUCAAAAUGAAAGCUUUGUACGAAAUAAUAAUAAUGUCCUUUCUAUCAGACGCCGCCGUAAUAGUUCAUCGUCGGACUCAAGUCAUACAUACGUUUUCUCCGAGUCUGAAGAUGAAAUUCAAUGUACACAAGAUCAACUCCUCGUAAGAAAUAAACACAAAGUUCCAAUGAACGCCGAAAUAGUUCGCCGAGACCACCCUGAUGAUAUGAUAUCGAGUCCAAUUGCAGUUCCUAUGGAAAUAAUACAAACAUUUACAAAGUCACCAUCAAGGGAUACUAUUUUAACAUCAGUUCAGAUGUCAUUAGUCUCGGAUUCUCCUGAUAUUUUGGAGUCUGAACAACAGCAAUAUGAUUCUCAUCAGCUCCUACAAAACACAACAAUAAAUAUUGGGUCCCCAAUAUAUGAAGACCUCGAUGAUGAAGACCCAAGUGUCACAAAUCAACGACCAAAUGUUUAUAACCCUCUAAUAGAAACGUGUCACAAAAAAGCCUCAGGCGAAACAAAUCAUUUUUCUGAUUUAGAAGAAGAGAAUCAAGAAGUUGUUCCAAUUAUUUCAAAUAUUCAAACUUCCCUACACACUCAUCAACUAGAAAUAUUCCCCGAAAAUAUAACCAACGAAGACCAACUUGUGCCAAGAAAAGUUCAGUUUGUUAAGAAUGUAUUACAAAAGCCAACAGACGAUCAACCAACUAGCUCUCACGGUUCUCCUAUUUCCAUCUACUCAGAAUCCGAAAUAAAUAAAAAUGAUACAUAUAGCAAUCAAGUUAUUAUUCGAAAUCACUUUGUGACUUCACUCCGAAAAAGAACUCAUUGUCCAGAUGAUGAGCAAUUAAUUCGAGCGAAAAUUCCUGCUUCAAUAAACUGCACACCUCUAAGAGAUUAUGAUCAACUAUUGCCACAAUUUGUCAAGAAACUGACAGACGAAAAAGAUCGUCUAAUAAAUAAUAUUGAAACUAAAACAGACGAAAGUGUAAACUUUACCAAGACUCUUGACGUAAUUACAAAAGCAAUAGCAUAUCAUCAGACUGCAAUAAAAGAGGAGCAAACAAAAUUAGUAUCUAUUAUCGAAAAUCUGGAUGUUCACCAAAACAUUUUACAAAAAAAUCAAUCGGAAUUGGAAAAGAUGUAUUGUCAAAUCACUGAAAGUUUACGAACCACUGAUCAAGAAGCAGAAAACAAAGUCGAUGAAAUGUAUAGAGAAGCUGAAGAUGUUUUAAAAUCAUAUGGCGAUGUUCUAAAGAAAGAACAGUGGCAUAACUUUUCCAAGAGUAUUAUAAAUUCUGUCAAUGCGAGAUUGACGGGAUACUUAGAUAUUUAGUUUUUUUUUUUUUUUAAUAAAUAAAUUUAGUUAUUUAA
Messenger RNA from Episyrphus balteatus (marmalade hoverfly), 5192 nucleotides. RefSeq lists its product as uncharacterized. The record is from RefSeq and is a predicted model, not a curated record. Bases 163 to 5154 code for a protein of 1663 amino acids. The transcript is spliced from 10 exons. NCBI's taxonomy places the organism in Eukaryota, Metazoa, Arthropoda, Insecta, Diptera, Syrphidae.